Messenger RNA from Mycotypha africana, 4884 nucleotides. RefSeq names its product cortical protein marker for cell polarity-domain-containing protein. Lineage: Eukaryota; Fungi; Mucoromycota; Mucoromycetes; Mucorales; Mycotyphaceae. The transcript has 6 exons. Gene Ontology annotation, biological process: positive regulation of establishment of bipolar cell polarity regulating cell shape. Gene Ontology annotation, cellular component: plasma membrane of growing cell tip. The coding region runs from base 1 to 4884 and encodes 1627 amino acids. Gene Ontology annotation, molecular function: protein binding. The record is from RefSeq and is a predicted model, not a curated record.
AUGUUGAAGGUCUUACAUGUCAGACUUGUAUUAUUACUCUUAACAACAGCGAUAAACUUCAGUCGUGCAACAUAUGUUACACAUCCUGAAAUCAACUUCAACCCUAUCAAAGCAUUGGGCAUUGCGGGCUCUUACAGUGGCAUAUCUUUAUACAAAGAUACAGAGCAGCUCACGCAAAUUGAAAAGUCGACCUCAUCUGUCAUUUCUUUAACAGCAAAUGAUACAUUAAAGCUGAUUGCCUCCUCCAAUAUCAAUGGCGAAAUUUUUGACACCUGUGUUUUAUCUGAUUCAACGCUGUAUAUCGCAGGCAAAUUCUCAACAAUUAGCGGGCAUACCGUCAACAACAUUGCAUCUAUCGACUUAUCUAACUAUAACAUAAAAUCCUUGCAAUACGGUUUGGACGGACCUGUUUACAGUCUUUAUUGUGAUUCGGAUCAUCAGGCAGUGUAUGCAGGUGGUUCUUUCAGAGCACCCAUCAGUAGUUCAAUGGUUCAUUAUACAGAUUCAUUAGCCAAAUAUGGAGGCAGCAUUGCGGUUUGGAAAAAUAAUGAAUGGAAUGCGUUGCCUUGGAAAGGAAUGAAUGGACCUGUCUAUUCCAUUUUGAAGAAAAGCACUGACUCCAUACUUUUCGGAGGGAAGUUUGAUAUCACGACAGAUGGACAGAUGUAUCAUGCACCUGCAAGUCAUCCCAUCGCUUUAUCUGCAGACUAUGUUACAGCCAACAGCACAGCGAGUAAUUCAGCAGUCCCUGGAACCAUCGUUUGUGCAGAUGCUUUUAACAAAAAGCCUUGGAUUUUGGCUGAUGGAACAAGGGGUACAAUGGAAAUCACAUUCGUCGAAUACAACGUCAACCCUUCACUGAUAAGAAUCGCAAACUCAAAGCUGGAUAAUCACAAGACGAAAGAGUUCUCUGUUCGUUCAUUGACGGAUUCUUCCGUGAUCUAUGAAUUCACGUAUCUUGAUCCAGACACCAAUUUAGUAAAAAAAUGCUCGACAAAUUGUAUACUUUCAGCAAAUCCUACUGUGGACUAUCAGGAUUUUGUUAUCACCAAUCUUUCAAUGACGAGCGGCAUUGCCAUAGACGUAAAGUCAUGGUAUGGUGUUAGUGGCGGUUUGGCUUCUGUUAAAGUCUUUCAAUCGGAGAUCUUUACAUAUGCUGUUGAUCCUCAAAAGGGCAAUACAUGUGUAGCAAAUAGUAGCAAUAAUAAUAUGACGCUUCCUAAAGUCACGCUCCAUGGAGGGAGAUGGGACGCUGUCACCGAUGGCAUUCCCUAUUUAAGUGCUAAAGUGGAUGCAUCUGCUUUAUCAUCUUCUCCAUCUGUUACAUUUUAUCCCAACCUUCAAGAGUCAGGCAUCUACGAAGUUCUGGUUUACAAUCCAUCAUGUUCAACCGCCGGCUGCUCAGAUCGUACAGAUGUUGAUGUUAUUAUAUCGACUUCGCAGACUCAAACGGUAAACAGCUCACUCAGUCAAAAAAUAACAGGUGGCGCUUCAGUCUACACCGGCUACUUUGAUGUUGAUUCAGCAACAACAACUGAUAAUACAAGUACUGCCUUUCGGCCCAAUGUGAAACUUACAUUAGCACAUAAUGCUAGCUUUACAUCAUCGUCACCUUCCAAAAAUCUCGUUGCUUACGCUGUUCAAUUCAUUAAAUAUGCAACUGCACCAGCUUUAGCUAAUAUCUUGGAAUAUAACAGCUCCGUCACAAACAUCACAUCGACAGCUGUUCCAUGGGGCCCAUUAAAAGAUAACGUUCCUUAUCAUGCUACAGUAAAAGCAAUGGCGUUAGUGAAUAAUAACAUUUACAUUGGCGGCAAUUUUAGUGGAACUGAUACUAUAAAUGGAUCCUAUUCCAACAUUUUGCGAUAUGAUUUAUCCACUAAUUUGGUAAAGGCGUUACCACAAGGUGGUGUAAAUGGAAUGGUGGAAACCAUCAUUGGCGCAGGAAAUGAUGUUUACGUUGGAGGCGCUUUCUCAGCUCUUUCAUUAAGUGCUCAAACUUUUUCAAAGAGACAGAAUCCUUCAACUGCUACUAACUAUUUCGCGAAUAUGGCAAAAUAUGAUACUCAUACGAGUUCCUGGAGCCCAUUACGUGCUGGUGUCAAUGGCCCUGUUAAAUCUUUGAGCUUAAUUAACAAUGGCCUCAAUCAACGGCUUCUCAUUUCUGGGGAGUUCUCUGAAAUAUUAAAGACAAAUGAAGAGAAAUAUUCCAGUCGAUCCAACGGGCAUGCUUUUUGGGACAUGCAAAAUCAAAACUGGAAUGCUACUGAUAUGCCAUACUUAUCGGGUAUUACCUAUGGUUCGUUUAAUUAUAAAGGCAGCAGUUAUUUCAUUGGCAAUAUCAAAGCUGCGCAGAGAUACUCUUCUCACGGCAUUUCUUUCAUUACCUCACCUCAAGAAGAGGAAGAGACCAAUUCUGCUACUGCUCUACAACUACCUACAUUACUCAAUUUUAAUCCCACUGAUAAUGGCAUUGCAACAGUUUCUUGCGGUGCCAUCUACCGUAAUUCAACUGCAACGAGUCGAACAAUGGCUGUUCUUGCAGGAAAAUUUACUCUGCCCGACAACAACAUAAAAAAUGUGGCUAUAUACGACAAUGGUAUCUGGAGCGGUGUUGAUGGAGCGGAUGAUUGGGAAGGUGCUAUUCACAGUUCAGUUGUCAGUGGCGAUUAUCUGUAUGUGGGCGGACGAUUCUCUGGAUCAAAAGCCAGCAACCUUGCCAUAUUCCAAUUACCCACAGGCACGCUUUCACUAUCGCCGGAGGUUAUCGCAAGCGAUCAUUCGCCUGCGACUGUUAAUAUUAUCCGUCAUGACCCUAUUCAAAACCUCAUUGUCGUAGGAGGUAAUUUCAGCUCAAUUGGUUCGAUUUCGUGUGCAUCCAUUUGUUCUUUCGAUACCAAGAAGCUUCAGUGGAGUUCACUAGGAUCGGGUCUAUCGGGUGAAGUGAAUGAUGUUCAAUUUGUUAACAAUAAAUUGGUGGCGAGUGGUAAUUUGACGCUCAAUACUUCUCCAUUGUUGAUUGCUGAGUACGAUUUUCAAAAAAAUACUUGGGGACCAUUCAGUACGGCCGACCUACCAGGCCCAUCUCGUCUUUUGGCGUUCGACAAUGUAACCCAAAGCUUAUAUAUUACAGGGAAAGAAGAUAAGACUGGCGCUACUUAUUUUCGUACAUGGAAUGGUCAUCAAUUCAUCAAACCCGAACAAGAACUGGGACCGCAGAGUGUGAUCAACUCCUUAUCAAUUUUACCUCUAGUAAACACAUCUGAUAUCAGCAGUAGUAGUAAUAGUAACGAUGAUAACGGUAACAAUAGUAAGGGUAUUUUGUUGGCUUCCGGCUACCUCAAUUUAGGUUCGUUUGGAUAUGUCAGUGCUGCCUUUUACAAUGGUACAGCAUGGGUUCCAUAUUUGGUCACCUCCAAUGCAGAUGGAUCUAUUGAUGGUUCUCUAAGCAGCCUCUUCCAUAUGCCUCUACCUGUUAUUCUCAAUGAAAACAAGGGUUAUUUACCCAAGCCGCUCGUCAUUCUUGUUGCCAUUGCCAUCUCAUUGGGUAUAGUCUUUCUGAUUGUUUUAUUAGCCAUGCUGAUUCUAUUCUUCAAACGAAAACGCGAUGCUAAAGUGAAUCCUCAAAUGAACCCUGCUACCUACUAUAACAAGCCGCCCAUGUCUCCUGAUUCAUUAUUAGCCACCUUGAAGCAAAACGAUGUGAUACACGAGAAUAUCAAUUUUAAUGAAAAUGGAGACAGAAAUAAUGGCUAUUACUUUGGUACAGCAGAAAAACAAGGCAGCAAUCCUUUCAGAGAGAAUGAGAACCUGUAUCAUCUAUCCAGGACAAUCAGUAGGGAGUUCUUGAAUAAUUCAUCAACGAAAGCAGUGGCUACAACGACGACCGUAGCAGCUUCAGCAGUAGCCAAGAAGAGCAAUGAGUAUCCAUCAACGCAUUAUAAACAAGGAAUUCAGGAAAAAAACACAAUGUUACUUAACGAUGAGCAAGCUAAUGGUCAUGAAGCGUUACAGUCCGAUAGUAACAACAAUACAGCAAUGGAUGCAGUAGCUGGCAUAAAGAAAAUGUCUGAAAUGCCCAAGCGACACAGUCCCUUCAAUCCUUUUAGAAAUUUAGCUUUUGAUUCUACGGGUGCAGCGAUUGCAGCAACCAACAAUAAUGAUAACGAUAGUAAUGAUCCUUCUCUCCAGCCAGCUCCACAGCAAGGGAGCGAUAUUCGUUGGAAAACGACUAAUGUAGGAUCACCCAUUGAAACAGCUUAUGUUCCCGAAAGACUAGUAGAACCUGCGUCAGCAUUUGUCACAUCUCGAUCCAUGACCUUGGAUAAUAACGAGAAAACUAUAAAUCGAGAUAAAAACAAUAAUGACACUGUUACUCCUAUACCCAACACUACCAUUGCAUCAACAGAGAAAGAUACUAUUGUUUCGACUUCAUUACCAACCAACAGGGAUAAUGCUGGUGAAACAGCAUUGACAACACCCGCUGCAGCCAUGGGUACUAACGCCUUGGAUGGCCGAGCUGCUUCUAAACGUAUGGUAGAAGAGUAUUUCUCAAAACGUCCUAUCAAAGCUACCACUGCUUCAUCAGAUAGCAAACGCGAUAAACACAAAAGUGAUUUUAAAGCAAUGAUGGAUUCAGCCCUAAUCAAUAAUACCCAGACAACUACUGCAACAGAGGAUCAUCCUCAUUUGUAUUAUGCCAAGUUUGAUUUCAAAGCACGUGAAGAAGGUGAACUAGGUUUUAAGAAGUCGGACCCUAUCAUUGUCACAGAUUCGAGUGACGAUAUUUGGUGGAUGGGGUACAAAGCUGACAAAACUGAUGGCUCUUGUGUGCAAGGAGUCUUUCCAAGCAACUACGUCGAGAAAGCAACAAAUAUCCGCUAG